AUGAAAAGCCACUGGAAAAUUACAGCUUUCUUUUACCUGUGUAGUUUUCUCUGGUCUUUCAUCUCAGCCACCAUCCAGCACCAAUCAAGACUACCAGUUAUUCUGGGUGCCAGUCACAGAAUUGAUAUCUGCCCAACAAUCAGGAUUGGCCAAGAUGACUUACCAGGCUUUGACCUGAUUUCUCAGUUUCAAAUAGAAAAAGCUGCUUCCCAAGGAAUUAUAGAGAGAGUAGUGGGAUCCACUUCUCUACAAGUAGCUUAUAAAUUGGGACCCAAUGUAGACUUCAGGAUACCAACCAGUGCCAUAUAUUCCAACGGAUUGCCUGAUGAAUAUUCCUUUCUAACUACUUUUCGGAUGACUGGGGCCACACUUCAGAAAUACUGGACUAUUUGGCAGAUUCAGGAUUCUUCAGGAAAAGAACAAGCUGGAGUGAAUCUCAAUGGUCAAAUGAAAAGCGUUGAGUUUUCUUAUAAAGGAGCAGAUGGAAAGCACCAAACAGCAUCAUUUUUACAUUUGCCUUUUUUGUUUGACUCCCAAUGGCACAAGCUUAUGAUUAUUGUGGAAGCAAACAGUGUCACACUUUUUAUUGACUGUAUUAAAAUAGAAUCCUUAAACAUAAAACCAAAAGGGAAAAUCAACACUGAUGGCUUUGCUGUGCUUGGAAAACUUAAAAAUAAUCCUCAGAUUUCAGUUCCGUUCGAGAUCCAGUGGAUGGUGAUCCACUGCGACCCCCUGAGACCCCAGCGCGAAGGCUGCGGCGAGCUGCCGGCUCGGGUAACCCAGACGGGAGUCGAGAGAGGCCCCCCUGGUCCACCAGGCCCCCCAGGUCCACCAGGGCCACCAGGAGUUCCCGGUAUUGAUGGCAUUGAUGGGGAGAGAGGCCCAAAGGGCCCCCCUGGUCCACCGGGUCCAGAUGGGGAUGCAGGCAAGCCAGGAUCCCCUGGGUUGCCUGGAGAGCCGGGAGCUGAUGGAUUCACAGGACCUGAUGGCUCACGGGGAGCCCCAGGACCAAAAGGACAGAAGGGGGAGCCAGGACUGCCAGGUGCUCGUGGACUUCCAGGCAAGGGGCUUCUUGGACCACCUGGUCCAGCUGGUGCAGCAGGACUUCCUGGGGAAGUAGGUCGUGCUGGUCCACCUGGUGAUCCAGGAAAAAGAGGACCACCAGGGCUACCAGGACCUCCAGGUCCUCCAGGAACAAUUGGCCUGCAAGAUGGUGACGUGUUGUGUCCCAGUGCUUGUCCACCUGGCCGUCCAGGACAUGCUGGCUUAAUGGGUAUGAAGGGGCAAAAAGGCUCAAAAGGAGAGUCUGGUGAACCAGGAAAACAAGGUUAUAAGGGUGAAGAAGGGGACCAAGGACCCAGUGGUGAAGUGGGAGCUCAAGGCCCUCCAGGCAUUCUAGGUAUCAGAGGUAUAACUGGUAUAAUGGGACCCAAAGGUACUAAAGGAGCUCGUGGUCUUGAUGGUGAUCCUGGUCCCCAAGGUCUUCCUGGUGCACCUGGGGAUCAAGGGCAGAGAGGUCCACUAGGAGAGGCAGGUCCAAAGGGAGAAAGGGGUCCUCAAGGUACAAGAGGAAUAAACGGCCUCCCUGGGCCUAAAGGAGAGCCUGGUUUACCAGGAGUUGAUGGCCGUGAAGGGAUCCCUGGAAUGCCUGGAGCUAAAGGUGAACCAGGGAAACCUGGAGCUCCAGGUGAUACAGGGCUCCAGGGAUUGCCAGGUUUCCCAGGCUCUCCAGGUAUGAAAGGCAUUCCUGGCCCAAAGGGUAGUAGAGGUCCUCCUGGGGUGCCAGGGUUAAUGGGAAAUCCUGGUAAACAGGGUCAACAAGGCCCAGAGGGAGAAGCAGGUCCAACAGGACCCCGGGGACCACCAGGUAGCAGAGGGGAGACAGGUCCUGCAGGUCCUCCAGGUUUACCAGGGAAGUUGGGUCCCCAGGGUAAUAUUGGACUUCCUGGACUGCCUGGUCCUCCAGGCCUUCCUGGUGGUAAAGGUGACCGGGGUUCGGUGGGUGAACCAGGACCUAAGGGUGAACAAGGUGCACCUGGAGCAGAAGGAGAUGGAGGAGAAAAGGGUGACUUAGGUGACAUGGGAUUACCAGGAGCAAAGGGAGCUGUUGGUAAUCCUGGAGACCCCGGUUCCCGCGGGCCUGAGGGAAGUCGGGGACUGCCUGGCAUGGAAGGGCCACGAGGCUUACCUGGACCACGAGGCUUGCAGGGUGAGCAGGGUGCCCCAGGCCUGCCUGGCAGUGAAGGUCCAGCUGGAAAAGAACCUAGUGAUCAGCACAUUAAGCAGGUUUGCAUGAGAGUCAUGCAAGAACAAUUAGCUCAGCUGGCAGCCAGCCUUAGGAGGCCAGAAUUUGGUGCUCCAGGUCUUCCUGGCCGACCAGGGCCACCAGGUGCUCCAGGACCUGCUGGUGAAAAUGGUUUCCCAGGACAGCUUGGCCCCCGUGGCCUGCCUGGCCUUAAAGGUCCCCCUGGUGAGAUUGGUCGUAAAGGUCCUAAAGGUGAACAAGGAGAAAGAGGAGAAAGAGGAUUUCCAGGCAGAGGACUGAAAGGUUAUCCUGGACCAAGAGGUCUUCCAGGUGAACCAGGCAAAGCCAGCUACGGCAGGGAAGGCCGUGACGGUGACCGAGGUCCCCCUGGGGUGGCCGGGCAGCCUGGGGUUCCUGGGCCCCCUGGCCCUCCCGGCCCUCCCGGCUACUGCGAGCCAGCGUCCUGCAGGAUGCAGGCGGGACAGAGAGCAGGGAAGAACAUGAAAGGGCCCUGAGAGUGCCACCCUGUGUCAGCAUCCCUUUACAUCCUGCACAGACAGCUGAGGACAAAAUAACCAACCAAGAAGAAAUACAGACACGGACAAACCUUUCAACCAAGGUUUCAGUAAGGUAUUUUUAACACAGUGGUUGUACAUUCUUCCAAAAGGAGUACUUAGCAACACAAGCUGGAACAAUGGUGCUUAGAGAAAUACCCAGGUGCUGCCUUCUACCUUCUCCUAUUGGAGGGGAAUAAAAGGUACAUGUCUGUUUUUAUUUUUGAUUUAAAUAAAGAGUUUGUGUGAUUUUUCUUCCUUCCUUACUUAAUUCCUGUGCAUGAUGUGUACAGUGAAAUAAUGUCUUCAGCCA
Messenger RNA from Poecile atricapillus (Black-capped chickadee), 3112 nucleotides. RefSeq names its product collagen type IX alpha 1 chain (gene COL9A1). NCBI's taxonomy places the organism in Eukaryota, Metazoa, Chordata, Aves, Passeriformes, Paridae. Bases 1 to 2760 code for a protein of 919 amino acids. The record is from RefSeq and is a predicted model, not a curated record. The transcript is spliced from 38 exons.